Branchiostoma belcheri (Belcher's lancelet) is the source of this 1913-nucleotide messenger RNA. RefSeq names its product paramyosin-like. The transcript is spliced from 14 exons. Bases 1 to 1491 code for a protein of 496 amino acids. The record is from RefSeq and is a predicted model, not a curated record. NCBI's taxonomy places the organism in Eukaryota, Metazoa, Chordata, Leptocardii, Amphioxiformes, Branchiostomatidae.
AUGCCCCGGCGGGUUGCCCUGCCAACCGCGUCACUUCCGCAUCCGAAAAAAAUCCCGAAUUUUUGCAAGUUUGGCGAGAAAUUCACACCUACAAUGACGUCUAAAUCAGGAAGCCUGCGUAGAUCCAGUAGUGGCAGUAAGCUCAACAAGAGCGGCUCCAACCUGGCACCGGCAUUCAGCAAGAGCCUGCGGUCGUCGACCUCUGACCUGGGAAACAUCGAAGCAGAGUACAUCAAGAACCUUCAGCAGCAAGUUUACUUCCUGGAGCUGGAGGCCAACUUCUUGCGGGACCAGGCCAAAAAAGCCACAGACAUCCACCCCAGGAUGACGGCAGAAGCAGAGCGGAUGUUGCGAAAGCUGCGGGACCUUCAGUCAGAAGUGGACGGACUGUCCCUGGAAAUACGCAGGAAGGAAUCUCAUCUGGACAUGCUCUCUACUGAGAAGAGCCGUGUCGAGUCUAAACUUGUCACUACUGAAGAUGCGUACUCCCGUGAGAAGCGUCUCCUGAUGGAUGAGAUAGUUUCCCUGCGGAAGCUGAAGGAGGUGGCGGACCGUGACAUCACCAUUAAGGACAGGGACAUCCUCGCGCUGAGGGAACAGCUCACACAGACACAGGUCGACUAUAACAACGCUAACCACAAGAUCAAGAUACUACAGACACAGUUGGACCAGCGCGCGGCUGACCACAAGGUGACCCAGUACCACCUGGAGGAGAAGAGAGCCGACCUGCUGAAGACCCAGUCUGCUCUGUCUGCUGCCGAGGACAGGUACUACACCAGCACAGCUGCUAUGGCGGAGGCUGCCACGAAGGAUCUCAGGGAGGAAACUCGCUUGCUGCGUAUCAAGCUAAAAGACCAUGAGAUGUCCUCCGACCAGGACAGGUUCCUCAGGAAUAAGAUGUCAGAUGACCUGGCGAGGGUGACCAAAGAAAAUGCUUUACUGGGACAACAGGUGGCUGAACUGAACAGGCAACUGGACAGGGAGCGUCACCUGCGAGAAGACAAGGAGACCCGUGAAGCCUCCAAGACGAUGGAGGUGAUGUCCCUCCAGGACCACGAGCGCCAGCUCAAGUUCGAGAUCGAGACGCUCCGAAAUCAGCUGGAGGAGGAGAGGGCAAAGGUCAGGAACUACAUGGACCAGGUGCGUGUACAGGAGGAGCUAGGGACAUCAGUGCGUUUAGAAGGCGCCACGGCUAAGAGCCAGCUGCGGGAGUUGGAGGGCAUUCACACGUCGACUAACGUGGAGAACUCUCAGCUGCGGCGCGACAAGGCACUACUGGUGGACCACGUGGCAGAGCUGCAGAAACAGCUGACAGUGAAGGAAGAGGAGAUCCUGAGGCUGAGGAACCAUGUCUACACCCUUCAGGGCGACGUGGACCGUGUCCGUUCCGCCACGCUGUUGGAGAGUUCCAUCCAAGCUCAGAAGUGGGACGAGAUCUCACGCCUCACGCGUAGUCUGAGCGCUCGAUCACUCAGUCCUGAUAGAUACUAAAGGCAGUUAGCUUUGGUUUGUCUUUAAGUUUACCAAAGGAAAACAUCUUGUUUUUGCUCAGUUUCUUCUUCUUCUCCAAACAGUGACCUAUGAUUUUAACAGUAGGUCUGUAACUGUAAGAUCACUGAGAUAAAGUAGAGAUAAAGCUGAACCGAAAGAUCAACUUACUCUAAAAGAGAGUCAGAGAGAAGUCUUGGAACAUAGUUUCAGGGAGGGAACAUGCUCAAACUCUGUCUUGACAGAUAUUAGCAGUGUUUUAGAUUUUACACUAAGGCUAUGCUAAGUUAUUUUCUAACUUCUUGGUCAUUUUGUUUUAUAUUCAGCAUUUAUUAGAUCCAAAAUCUAAUGAAAAAUAGAAUUUUGUUUGUUGUUUAAGUCUAAGGUAGUCAUUGGUGAUCCCGGUCCCGUACCCUUUUAGAGAU